Molecule: messenger RNA, 2286 nt
Organism: Salvelinus sp. IW2-2015
Lineage: Eukaryota; Metazoa; Chordata; Actinopteri; Salmoniformes; Salmonidae
Product: scavenger receptor class B member 1
Biological process (GO): cholesterol efflux; plasma lipoprotein particle clearance; cholesterol import
Cellular component (GO): cytoplasm; caveola
Molecular function (GO): low-density lipoprotein particle binding; scavenger receptor activity; lipid binding
Source: RefSeq, a predicted model, not a curated record
AUAAACAGAGCGGUUCCACUCUGAGCCCUCACUUAACUUCAAGACCGGCAUUAUCUAAAUUUCUUUGGACUUUAAGAUCAUAUUCUGGCGAGUGGCAAGGACCUUCAACACUUGCCAUUCAGUUUAGGUGUAUAUUGGUUGACACUCCGUAUUCUUGAAUCUUGUCUAGAGCUGCAGUAAACCAGACAGCGUUCCAAACAAAAGCCACUGAAUGACUUGGCUAUAGCCGACAGCCUACAUGCAUUGUUUUUUAUCUAGCUAUAGCUUGAUUUAGUACAUUUCUAUUGGUGCCCGGUUAAGCUGUGUCUAUAGCUAUGAAUAAAUCUAAGCUAGCAAUCGGACUUUUAGUCGUUGGCACUCUGACGGUAGUUUUUGGAACAGUUAUUGUUUUCGUUGGACCAAUCAUUAUCGACAACCAAAUAGUCAAGAACUUAGUGAUAGACCCUAAGAAUGAGAUGUCCUACACCAUGUGGAAGGAUGUCCCUGUCCCCUUCUUUAUGACUGUCUAUUUCUUCAAUGUCCUGAACCCUACUGAAGUCCUGGCUGGAGAGAAACCCAUGGUGGAACAGAGAGGACCCUAUGUAUACAGGAAGCGUAUUCAGAAGCAGAACAUCACGUUCCAUCCAAACCACACAGUGUCGUAUCUUGAAUACAGGAGCUACUUCUUUGAGCCCAGCAUGUCAGUGGGCAAUGAGUCGGAUGUGGUCACCAUCCCCAACAUGCUUGUGUUGGGUGCAGCAGUGAUGAUGGAGGACUUGCCGUUCGCAGUGCGUCUGAUGAUCAGCACCACCUUUAAGACCUUUAAGGAGGGACCUUUCCUCACCAAGUCUGUAGGAAAGCUGAUGUGGGGCUACGACAGCAAGCUGGUGGACUUCCUCAAUAAAUGGCUCCCUGGGAUGCUGCCCUCCACUGGCAAGUUUGGCCUUUUUGCUGAGUUCAACAACUCAAACACUGGUUUGUUCACAAUCCACACCGGCAAAGAUGACAUCAGGCUGAUUCACAAAGUGGACUCAUGGAAUGGCCUGACCAAGUUGACCAAUUGGAAGACUCCUCAGUGUAACAUGAUCAACGGUACAGCAGGACAAAUGUGGCCUCCCUUCAUGACUAAAGAGUCUACACUGCCCUUCUACAGUCCUGACGCCUGCAGAUCUUUGGAGAUGGUGUACCAGCGUGAGGGGAUAAUGGAGGGGAUUCCUCUGUAUCGUUACGUGGCUCCUAAGACUCUGUUCGCUAAUGGCUCAGACUACGCUCCUAACGAGGGAUUCUGUCCCUGCAGACAGUCUGGCCUCCUCAACGUCAGCAGCUGCAGAUCCAACUCCCCAGUGUUUAUCUCCCACCCGCACUUCUACAAUGCUGACCCUGUCCUGCUGGACUAUGUACAGGGACUUCAGCCUACUGAGGACCAACAUGGACUCUUCAUAGACAUCCACCCUGAGACUGGUGUACCUCUGAAUGUGUCUAUCCGUCUGCAGCUCAACUUGUACAUGAAGAAAGUGUCUGGGAUCACGGAAACGGGGAAGAUCUCAGAGGUGAUGAUGCCCAUGAUGUGGUUUGAGGAGAAUGGUUAUAUCGACGGUGAAAUCCUGACGACGUUCCACACUAACAUGGUGCUAUUGCCAAUGGUGAUGGUGUACAUGCAGUACUGUUUCAUAGUCCUGGGCCUGGCCACCAUACUGGGGGUUGUACUACUAUACUACAGGAAGAAGACAAUCCUGAGCAGCCCUCCACUACCCAUCAGAGAACAGAGACUCUCCCACAGCCUCGCCUAACAAACCAACACACUGGUGCUCCCCCCUCUCCACCAGUAGGGGUGCACAUCACAGCAAACAGAGUUCAUAUGAAGUUUGUAGUUCACUGACGGAGUAGCUCAGUAGAUUGUGUUCAGUGAUCUAUACUGUGCAGAGGUCCACUUUGGGACAAGGUCACACCCCUACUGCCUGUCUCUCGUUAAAAUAAUCGUAGAGAUUUCACCUAAUUUAGCUGACACCAGCCUUACAGUAGCUGAGCACACUUCUACUGGCUGGACUAGCUGCGUAGAAUCUACUGGCUGGACUAGCUGCGUAGAAUCUACUGGCUGGACUAGCUGCGUAGAAUCUACUGGCUGGACUAGCUGCGUAGACUUUAGAUGCAUCGUUUGAAUCACACCGGUGUAUGGGCAGUCUAGAUGCUGAAACACAAUGUUCCUUAAGGACAAUGGACUGUACUGAUAAGUUUGUGGCAAGCACAUCCCCGAGGCAUUUUAGGUCAGAGCGUUAUGACUGUUGUGAAUGUUGCAGGGAAUCAGUU